Talaromyces amestolkiae is the source of this 1881-nucleotide messenger RNA. RefSeq lists its product as uncharacterized. NCBI's taxonomy places the organism in Eukaryota, Fungi, Ascomycota, Eurotiomycetes, Eurotiales, Trichocomaceae. The transcript has 5 exons. Bases 1 to 1881 code for a protein of 626 amino acids. The record is from RefSeq and is a predicted model, not a curated record.
AUGGGAUUAUGGUCCUUUUUCGAAAAUCGUGCAAACCGCCUACACGGAGAGUACCGCCCAUUGCUCCCUGCCUACAGCGCCGAUGAACAAAGUCCUGCGCUUCCUGCAAAGGAAGUAACAAAGAUUGCGCUACGUCUCAAAUAUCAGAUCGAACAGGUCAUUCCAUACGAAUUGCAGCAGUCGCUCAUUACCAACCCCAACAGCAGCGUCAUCACCAAGGACGUCAUUCGCACAGCAAAGGAGGCUGGUGGAGAGGAGUAUCGUGCUUGUGUUUUGUUCUGUCUCUUGGUCUGUCAGAAAUGGUUUCAUACUGAAGGUCUAAACGCGCUAUGGGACUCGCCGCUGUGCGACUGCCGAGCGCUUGCUUGCCAGGUGAUUGCUAAGAAAUUAAUCGAGUCCGAAGAAGAUCAAGAAUGGCUCCACAAAGAAGCGCUCCUGAAGCGUUACUCGAUCCUUCGCAAAGGCGAAGUGACACCCCCCGUAAACGUGGUUGAGCGUGCAGUAGACAUGCACGCCCUGUACAUCAUAGGCUCGUCGGGAUACCAGAAAUGCAUCAAGGGCUUAUGGAGAGGGUGGCUGGUGCAGGACGACCAAGAACCGUUCCGAUUUGUGGACUUUGAGAACAAGAGCAAUAUAAGCUACUGGACGCACUUCGAUCCCGACCGUAUGAGAGUUCCACUGUAUCAGAAUGCGCUUUUGAUAUUUUUUUCUCUGCUCUACCUGGCGCUCUAUACGAAUGUGAUCAACACCGUCAACCCGGACGGUGAUAUUGAUGUCGCUGAAGGGAUACUCUACACCAUGACGCUUUCGUAUCUGUGUGACGAGAUUUCGAAAAUCAUCAAGAUCGGUAAAUACUACAUUGGAUUUUGGAAUGUUUUCAACUUCACGCUCUUCAGUUUGCUAGCGGUCUCGUUUGUGCUGCGCAUGGCUGCCCUGGCCCAGUCUUCGGAUGUGAACGAUGCGCAGCGCCGUCACUUCAAUCAAAUGAGCUAUAACUUCCUCGCCUUCACCGCCCCCAUGUUCUGGAUGCGUCUACUCUUGUUCCUCGACACGUUCCGCUUUUUCGGUGCUAUGUUGGUUGUUCUCAAGGUUAUGAUGAAAGAAAGCUUGAUUUUCUUUGCUCUUCUCUUUGUCGUUUUGGUUGGAUUUUUCCAGGGCUUCAUUGGUCUGAAUAACACUGAACUCGCAGUACCGGUCACCAGCAAGAUUCUGAAAGGGAUGGUCAACAGCAUCAUGCAGAGCCCUGACUUUGAUGCUUUUGAGGAUUUUGCGCCUCCUUUUGGGAUAUUGCUUUACUACGUUUUUAACUUUAUUGUGAUGAUUGUAUUGUUGAAUAUCCUCAUUGCGCUUUACAACAGCUCUUAUGAAGAUAUUUCCGGAAACGCAGAUGACGAGUACAUGGCCCUAUUUUCUGCCAGAACGCUGCAAUACGUGCGAGCUCCCGACGAGAACGUCUUUAUUCCACCGUUCAACCUCAUCGAAAUCCUCUUCCUCAUCGUCCCCUUCGAAUGGUGGCUCUCCACUAAAUCCUACGAACGCCUCAACGACAUCGUCAUGUCCAUAAUCUACUUCCCUUUACUUCUGAUAACGGCCUACAUCGAGACGCGCGAUGCGCGCUGGAUCCGCUGGAAUCGGCGUCACGGCGAAGCGGACGACACGGUGCGUCAGGAAUGGGAAGAUCUUGCGCAUGAGGUUGGGUUUGAUGGUUUCGAUCAAAGUGAUGAGUGGGUUGUGGCUGUUGGCAAGACGAAGCCGAAUGUUGAUGUGACGGUGGCGGAGUUGGGGAUUAGGGAGCUCAAGGAGCAGGUUAGGCAGUUGACGGAGAUGGUUGAGGCGCUGACAGAGAAGCGAAGGCAGGAUUCUACUGAAGCAGGGAGCUGA